AUGAGGAAGAUGACAAAGAAACGUUGUGUGUGGUUUUAUGUUGUUUAUGAUAAUCCAGACGUCCACCCCACUAUUAGUGAAGAAGAACGUUCGUACUUAAAAAAGACAAUAAAAUGUGAAAAUGCAGUUAAAAAUGUACCGUGGAAACGGCUAUUCUUAUCACCGGCUGUCUGGGCAAUAAACUUUGGUUUGUUUGCAUAUUCCUGGACGAAUAUAUCUUUCAUGGUGUUGCUGCCUUUAUAUAUGAAAGAAGCCUUAAACGUUGAUACAACGUCCAACGGUUUAAUGUCGUCUGCUCCUUCAGUUGGACAAAUCAUUGCUUUUCCGUUAUGUGGAAGAUUUGCAGAUUUUUUACGUUCAAAAAAAUAUCUCUCAACGCGUUCUGUUCGAAUUUUAUUCCAGACUUUUUCCAUGGUGGCUUCAGCAAGUUUAUUGAUUGUCAUAGGAUUUCUCAGAUGUGACAAAACCGUUGUAAUAACUCUGCUUUUGUUUCUCAGUGGAAUAACUCUAUCCUUUUCCAGUGGUGGUGUUAUUGUCAACAAUAAUGACAUCGCUCCAAGUUAUGCUGGUAUUGUAUUUGGAAUUGCAAACACUUUUGUCUCAACGGCAGGUUGCCUUAGUUCCAUGGCUGCAAAAGCUCUCACCCCAAACGGUACGCAAGAAGAAUGGCAGAUCGUGUUUGCCUUGUGUGCUGCUAUAUGUGUAUCUGGUGCGAUAUUAUUUGCAAUAUUGGUAAAAACAGAGGUCCAAGACUGGGCAAACUGGAGGAGAUCUAGCUCCUCUGUUCAUCCCAGCGACACAGCUAUUAGUAAAAUAGCUUAACUACGUCACUGAAUAUUUUUGUCAUAUUGCAAAUGGCAUCAAUAUUGUCAUGUAGUAGUCCAUAGGUAUGUGUUAU
Octopus bimaculoides (California two-spot octopus) is the source of this 898-nucleotide messenger RNA. Its product is annotated as sialin-like. The record is from RefSeq and is a predicted model, not a curated record. Lineage: Eukaryota; Metazoa; Mollusca; Cephalopoda; Octopoda; Octopodidae.